AUGUGUCCAAACUCUGUGCAACGGCGUCGCGGCCGACAGACCUACAGUCGCUACCAGACGCUGGAACUGGAAAAGGAGUUCCAGUACAGCAACUAUCUGACGCGACGUAGACGAAUCGAGAUUGCGCACAGCCUCUGUCUGACGGAGCGUCAGAUCAAAAUCUGGUUCCAAAAUCGUCGAAUGAAGCUGAAAAAAGAGCGCCAGCAGAUCAAAGAGAUCAACGACGAACUGAGCCGUCGUGGCGGCCCUGGCAACGGCGCUGGCAACGGAGGCGGCAGCGGCGGCGGCGGCGGCGGCGGCGGUAUCACGUCAGGCAGGCUGUCCGGAGGACCGGGAUUCGGACCCGGCGACCUGGCCUACUCGACGGGACUGACGAGUCCCGAGGCCUCAUCGCUCGCCUCGCUGGAGCACGGUCAGACGACGCCCCAGUCGACGGGCGGCGUCGACACCGGCCCCGCCGGACUCGCAGACGCCGUCGGCUCCGGAGACGCCGCUACCGCCGGCCUCCUCGCGGCUCCGCCGCCGAUGCAGUUGCCGGGCGCCGGCUCGACCUAUUCCAGACUGACGCACACCCUCUCCCCCUCCGAUCGGAUGCAGCCGCGUCUCGGUCUCGACGGUCUUCCGUCGCUGGUCGCCGCCGGUCUCUACUGCCAGGCGACCGGAGUCGCCACGACUCCGCUGCCUCAGACGCCGGCACAAGCGCUGCUGCUCUCGCACUCGUCACUCCACCUCGUGGCCGGCUCGCCGCUCGACGUCUAUCCGUUCGGCCAGACCGGCGGACAGGGUUUGUUUGAGUUCACGGCCCUAGCAACCGGACGACAUCAGCCCGAGGCCGAGGCCGAGACCGAGACCGAGGCAGGACUCGGAGCUGGGGUCGGAUAUGGUGUCGAAGGUCUAAUCGAGCAUAAUUGCGAACGGAAUGAAGUGGUGAAAAGAAAGGUCGACGCAGGUGGGCGGGAGGAGGAGGAGGAUGACGACGACGACGAAGAGGAGGAAGAAGAAGAUGAGGAGGAGGAAGAGGAGGAAGAGGAGGAGGAGGCGGAGGAGGAAGAAGAAGAGGAUGAUGAUGAUGAUGAUAAUGGUGAUGAGGAAGAGGAAGAGGAUGAAGAAGAAACUGGACCAGAGCGUGUCGAGGACAGAGGUGGGGUUUUGAGCCAGAACCUACUUCUCAUCGAGCCAAUACGCAACAGGCAACGGGGUCUGGUGGGCCGAGGAUUUCAAUCGAAAGAGAAUAUCGGUCAGGUCUCGUGA
This is a messenger RNA of Protopolystoma xenopodis, 1251 nucleotides long. The record is from the annotation of a GenBank genome assembly. NCBI's taxonomy places the organism in Eukaryota, Metazoa, Platyhelminthes, Monogenea, Polystomatidea, Polystomatidae.